Molecule: messenger RNA, 1242 nt
Organism: Antechinus flavipes (yellow-footed antechinus)
Lineage: Eukaryota; Metazoa; Chordata; Mammalia; Dasyuromorphia; Dasyuridae
Product: basic proline-rich protein-like
Exons: 5
Coding region: 1-1242 (413 amino acids)
Source: RefSeq, a predicted model, not a curated record
AUGCAGCAGACCCGGGCCUGGGGUCGCCGUCCCCGCCUGACCGCCGGCAACGGCCGGCGGCGUCACGGAGGGCCGGCCGGAGUCCCCGGGCGCCCGCGCGGCUGGGGAGGGAGAGGCCGAGCUGCCGGCGCAGGAGAGUGGGAUCGCAGGGUCCGUUUCCCUACCUCAGCCCCAGUUGGUGACGGCUCCUGGGGUCCCCCGAGCAGCCCAUCCAGAGCUCCUAGGAACGGUCAUUCGCUCUUCCCGUGGGCCCCGCCCCGGCCCCCACCAGGCUCGGGCCCUGCCAGCCCAUCUUGGUGCCCAGGGCCUGGGCGUAAGAAGGGGGGUGUCGUAGCAGUUGAUUUCUCUGACUGUUCCAUCUCCUCCCUGGCCCCCAUCGGCUGGCUCUCCCCGCCCCCCACACCCCUGGGUCGCCAGCGUAGGGGCUCGGCGGCCGUCACAAACCACGUGUUUACAGAAGCCAACGGGCUCAGCCGGGACCUUUCUGCUCUGGGCGACCUCGCCUGCCCUGCCCCGAGGCAGCUGGGGGCUCUCUGGGCAGGGGGCACCCGUCCCGGCUCCCCUCCCCCCCCGCACUCCUCCAAGGAAGGAGCCUUGUGGGCCCAGCUCCCUCCUCAGCCCCGGGACCCCCCAUUUAGUUGCACUCGCCCUGUGCCCCGUCCUGCUUCGAGGGGAUGUCCCAUUGAGGGGACCCUACGAGCCCACUGGCUCCGGCCUCGGGGCUGCCCGCCGGUCCCUCUCAGAGGGCCGCCCCCUUCCCUCUGCACCCCCCAGCUGAGCCCCAGCUGCAUGAGGUGCCCAUCAGAGACUGAGCCUCCUCCCGCCACCAGCCGCCCCCCUCCGGGGGCAGGGCCAGGGGUAAGCCUGGUGUCUGUUUCCUUGCUGAAUCGGGGGGACGCCCGGGGAGAGGAGCCCGGCUUCUACCUGGGCCAGCCGGGCGAGCCCCGCGCCGAGAGCCCCGCCCAGGAGGAAGUGCUCGGUCACGUCCGCGGCGGGAGCCCGGGCAGGGCUGGUCCCGGAUCGGCCCGGAGGCGCCGGGGGCACCGGCCCGAGGGGAAGGGGCCCUUCGCCAUGUCCGCUUCUCCGUCCGGACCCCGCUCUGGGGACAAGGAGGGAGCGACCAAAAUCUCCCUUCGGGGUCUGGAAUCGAACCUCUCUGCCCCUCCCUCCCCCCAGGAACUUGAACCCGACCCCGUCUCCGCCCCCUCUCCCAUCCUUUUCAUCCUGGGAAGCCCCCGAUAA